This is a messenger RNA of Anguilla anguilla (European eel), 4406 nucleotides long. RefSeq names its product dynamin 3a (gene dnm3a). Lineage: Eukaryota; Metazoa; Chordata; Actinopteri; Anguilliformes; Anguillidae. The record is from RefSeq and is a predicted model, not a curated record. Gene Ontology annotation, cellular component: membrane; cytoplasm; microtubule. Gene Ontology annotation, molecular function: microtubule binding; GTPase activity; GTP binding.
AACACGCAUGCGUAGAAAGAAGACCGUUAGCUAGCUGUCAGAAAGGAGUACUGGAUCGAGGUGUGAGACUGACGUUGAACCGAAUCGAACUAGAUCCACUCUAUUAACGGGACUCUUCCACAGCAGCGUUGAAGCCACGUCGAAACCUAUUUCGUUGAUUUUUACCACUUCAGACGCGUAAUCAGACGGAAUAACAUAUCACUAUAAUAAAAGACACUGGUACCGGGCCGGGGUCUGGGCCAGUGUCUGUUGUUGUUCUGUGACCAGAACCGGACCACGCCGGUACCGAAUUUUCCUGUGGCCGCAAAACGUAUAUUUCAGAACAGUCGACGCAAACCUUGAAGUGUGGAUGGUGGAGGCAACAGCUGGGUGACUGGACCUCGGAAUCCUGCUUUGAAUAUUUCUGUCUGACUAACUUAUCUAGCGAGUUAAUUGGCUCUCCCGGUUCGCUUUCACCCAUCCCCUGCAUCCCUCUUGGGCUGUCACUAUGGGUAACCGGGGGAUGGAGGACUUGAUCCCACUGGUGAAUAGACUUCAAGAUGCCUUCAGCACCAUCGGCCAGAGCUGCAACCUUGACCUGCCACAGAUCGCCGUAGUUGGUGGACAAAGCGCAGGAAAGAGUUCGGUUUUGGAGAACUUCGUUGGAAGGGACUUCCUGCCCAGAGGAUCGGGGAUCGUCACACGAAGGCCUCUUGUGCUGCAGCUGAUCAGCACAAACACAGAGUAUGCCGAGUUCCUGCACUGUAAGGGGAAGAAGUUCACAGACUUCGACGAGGUGCGCCAGGAGAUCGAGGCGGAGACGGACCGCGUCACCGGGGCCAACAAGGGCAUCUCGCCCGUGCCCAUCAACCUGCGCGUGUACUCGCCGCACGUGCUCAACCUCACCCUCAUCGACCUGCCGGGCAUCACCAAGGUGCCGGUGGGGGACCAGCCGGCCGACAUCGAGUACCAGAUCAGAGACAUGAUCAUGCAGUUCGUCUGCAGGGAGAACUGCCUCAUCCUGGCCGUCACCCCCGCCAACACCGACCUGGCCAACUCCGACGCCCUCAAACUGGCCAAAGACGUGGACCCUCAGGGCCAGCGCACCAUUGGCGUGAUCACCAAGCUGGAUCUGAUGGACGAGGGCACGGACGCCCGCGAAGUGCUGGAGAACAAGCUGCUGCCCUUGCGCAGAGGGUACAUCGGGGUGGUGAACCGCAGCCAGAAGGACAUCGACGGGAGGAAGGACAUCAAGGCCGCGCUGGCGGCCGAGAGGAAGUUCUUCCUGUCGCACCCCUCCUACAGGCACAUGGCCGACAGCAUGGGCACGCCGCACCUGCAGAAAGUCCUGAAUCAGCAACUCACAAACCACAUCCGGGACACCCUCCCUGCAUUCCGCAGCAAGCUGCAGACGCAGCUGCUCUCCCUGGAAAAGGAGGCCGAGGAGUACCGCCACUUCCGCCCGGAUGACCCCGCCCGCAAGACCAAGGCCCUGCUGCAGAUGGUGCAGCAGUUCUCGGUGGACUUCGAGAAGAGGAUCGAGGGUUCCGGCGACCAGGUGGACACGGUGGAGCUCUCUGGCGGAGCCAAGAUCAACCGCAUCUUCCACGAGCGCUUCCCCUUCGAGCUGGUCAAGAUGGAGUUUGACGAGAAGGAGCUACGUCGGGAGAUCAGCUACGCCAUCAAGAACAUCCACGGCAUCAGGACAGGCCUGUUCACGCCCGACAUGGCGUUCGAGGCCAUUGUGAAGAAGCAGAUAGUGAAGCUGAAGGAGCCGUGCAUCAAGUGCGUGGACAUGGUCAUCCAGGAGCUCAUCAACACGGUGCGCCAGUGCACCACCAAGCUGGCGAACUUUCCAAGGCUACGGGAGGAGACGGAGAGAAUCGUGACCACACACAUCCGGGACCGGGAGAGCCGGGCCAAAGACCAGGUUUUGUUGGUAAUUGACGUACAGCUCUCCUACAUCAAUACGAACCACGAAGACUUUAUUGGUUUUGCGAACGCUCAACAGAGAAGCAGUCAGAUGAGCAAGAAGCGCUCUGCAGGAAACCAGGGCGCGGCGCCUCCACCCUCCAGCCAAAUUGUUAUACGUAAGGGCUGGCUGACCAUCAGCAACAUCGGCAUCAUGAAGGGCGGGGCCAAGGAUUACUGGUUUGUGCUGACGGCGGAGAGCCUGUCCUGGUUCAGAGACGACGAGGAGAAAGAGAAGAAGUACAUGCUGCCUCUGGACAACCUGAAGGUUCGAGACGUGGAGAAGAGCUUCAUGUCCAGCAAGCACAUGUUUGCCAUCUUCAACACAGAGCAGAGGAACGUGUACAAGGACUACCGGCACCUGGAGCUGGCCUGCGACACCCAGGAGGAGGUGGACAGCUGGAAGGCCUCUCUCCUGCGCGCAGGGGUGUACCCCGAAAAGGCCCCGGUGGACGGGGACAGCUCGGGCCCCUCGGACAACUUCUCCAUGGACCCCCAGCUGGAGCGGCAGGUGGAGACCAUCCGCAACCUGGUGCACUCCUACAUGGCCAUCGUCAACAAGUGCAUCCGCGACCUGAUGCCAAAGACCAUCAUGCACCUCAUGAUCAGCAACGUGAAAGACUUCAUCAACGCGGAGCUGCUGGCCCAGCUCUACUCCGCGGGGGACCAGAGCGUGCUGAUGGACGAGUCGCAGGAGCAGGUGCAGCGGAGGGAGGAGGUGCUGCGCACGCACCACGCCCUGAAGGAGGCGCUGGCCAUCAUCGGAGACAUCUCCACCAGCACCGUCUCCACCCCCCUGCCGCCCCCCGUCGACAACUCCUGGCUGCAGGCCGGCCCCGGCGGGGCCCGCAGGUCGCCCCCCCCGAGCCCCACGGCUCCCCGGAGGAUGUCCACGGGCCCCCGGGCCCCCGCGCGCGGCCCCGCCCCUGGGGCCCCCCCCGUGCCCUCCCGCCCCGGGCCGCUCGGACCCUUCAACAACAACAACGUCGACGGAUUCCCGCCCCCCCAGGUGCCCAGCCGACCCAACCGCGCCCCUCCCAGCAUUCCCAGCCGGCGGCCUCCUCCUUCUCCCACGAGACCCACCAUGAUUCGGCCGGGGGACCCCUCCCUGCUGGACUGAGCGUUGAACUGAGCCCCGGGGGGGACCCCCACGACUUAACCCCGCAUGCCCCGCCCCCGCCCCCCCGCCCAACAUAGCCCCUGUGCUCAGUCUAGCCCCUCUCGGGCCCAGCAUAUCGGCCCCCUGUGCAGUAGUGCCUGUGCUGUGUCUCUGUGUCUCUGUGCUGUGCUCUCCUGUGCUGCAGGUUUGCAGAGUGGCUCUGCUUCUUUACACUGGACCGCGGCCCGUCCGUCUCUCCCGUCUAACCCGAUAGGCUGAACGCCGGUAGUCCUCAGUGUUACACGUGUUAAUAGUGUACUGCCCCUGCACCACCACCAGCCCACCAGACCACCAGACCACCAGUCCCAAACCACAGCGAGACACAGACGCUCCCAGUGUUGCAUGCCUGGGAAACUGCCAUCAUCUUUGUACUGUAAACGAGUUCCAGUAUAUUCACAGUGUUAGCAUAUUGUACGCUCCAGGGCUGAGGGGCUUUUGUGCCCGUUUCUGUUGGAGGUGAGCGGGGCGAGUGCGUGAGGGUGCUGGAGAGAGUGCUGGUCUGUCUUUGGAGCCUUGCUUCUUCCCGUCCUUGUCCUUCAUUUUAGUCACUACGAGGUAUCGUUUCCCAGACUGUUUCCAUCGCUGUGCGUGUGCGUGUGCGUGUGUGUGUGUGUGUGUGUGUGUGUGUGUGUGUGCCUGUAUGAUGAAAGCAGAAGUGUUUUUUGGAGGAUUAGGGACCUCAGAGGGAGUUGUGUGUCCGCAGCUGUCCGUUAUUGGAAAGCAGUUGGAAGGAAGAGGCGGAAGGUUCUAGUAGGGAGUAUCGCCGACCCCCGCUGUACCUGUGACCCCUGCCGGUCAUGCUCUUCUCUCAGCUGAGACCCCGUCUCUCCUCUGUAACUCAAACAGCGCAGAAGUGUGCUGUGGGGAUUGUGGGAAUGCGCUGAGCUUGCAUUAACCCGCAAGAGCUCAGACGCGGCUUAGGAAGACUCCCAGUCUGUCCGUCUGUGCGAUGUUUCAGUGGCCCUGGCCAAGGUUUCCCCCUCUGCUCUCUGACCACCCUGUCUGCCCUGUCCUCCUCCCUGGCUCCUCCCCCUCCCCCCUCUCGGUGUCAGAGUGCUCCUGUGUCUGAGCUCCAGGUCAUUCCACUGUGUGCUGGCUGAGGGCCCCUGUCUGUGGACCCCGGCCCCUUCCUGUCGGGCUUUCUGUUCUCCCUCUCAGUCAGUGGUGUUCGGCUGUUAGCCUCGUGACUGUAGCGUCUCGCGUGUAACCCCCCAAACUUCUCUGUGCCCCUCACUCUUCUGUCUCCCUCCGAGUCCCCUUUCUUGCUCUCCAAUAAAGCUCUGGUAUUUCCAGUCUC